CCCUAACUAAAUUUCCUCGAUUCGUCCCUGCCCUUUAUAUAGGGUCUUACUACGCGCGUACGGGCCGAGAAAGAAUUUGUGGGCGGAGAAGAGAGCGGUGAAGCGCUUGGAUUUGUCCGGGAACACAUGCCUUGCGGGAAACGGCAGACAUUCUCGCCGGAGAUGGCGGCGGAGGAGUCCGAUUUGUUCGAUUCUUUGCCGGAUGAUCUAGUCAUUUCUAUUCUCUCCAAGCUCAGCUCCUCCGCCGGUUGUCCUUCGGAUUUCGUCACCGUUCUGAUGACAUGCAAGAGAUUAAAUAGACUGGCGCUUCAUUCUCUUGUGUUAUCCAAAGGCUCCUCGAAAAUGUUACCCAUUAAAGCAAAGAACUGGUCGAAGUCUGCUUACCGGUUUUUGAAACUUUGCGCCGAUGCCGGAAAUGCUGAAGGUCGUUGCGCUCUCCUCCUCCUGGAAGAGGAAAAAAGAAUAUUUAGUGAAGAAUUGGAGAAGCUUGGGAAAGCUAUAGAGGAAGAUUUAGCAAACCAAUACAUUGGCAAGGAAAUUCAAAUGCCGAUUUUUUCAAAGGACUUGUUGGUAACUUUGGGCGAGGACCUUGGAUUUGCAAUGCUUCAAACAGGGGGACUAGAAGGUGUCACUGCCAUGAAUUCAGGUGGCCCGCAGAACCUUGAAAUGAUUCAAACAGGAGGACUAGAGGGUGUCACUGCUGUAGAUUCAAAUAGCUUUGGAGAUAUAGUGAAUUCAAGUAGCUUUGGAGCAAUGGGAAACCCAUUUGAGCGAGCAGAGGAGUUAAAGAGAAAAAGAGAGGAAGAACUUGAUGAAGCCCACCAGGGCAAGAGGCCUGCAACUGCUUACACUACUCCAAGUCGUCCCCCAAUUGGUGGGUUUAUGGCUGAGGCUCGCCAGAAUUAUGGUCAGUCAGCGGCUGCACUGGCUAAUCAAGGAUCUCUGGUCUCAACCAAUGAAGGUACACAAAUACAAAUGAGGGAGGCUGCUCAUGAUAAGGAGGCCUCAACCUCAUCAUGGGUACCCCCGCAGGUGGAGCCAAGGAUGUUCACUGGUGAUGAGCUUGGACUAGGAAGCAAAAAUGAGUUUCAACUCAAAGAAACUGAGGCCUUUUGUGAGGAGCCUGGAAUUGAUGACAUGUUCAAAGACUCUAGGGAAAAGGAAGAACAAGAGUUCAUGGAAGAAUUAAAGAAGCUUGAAGAAGUUUUGAUGAAGGAUGGAACAAAUGAAUUAUUUGACAUGGAUAUUUUACUUGACUUACCGGACCUUGAAAUGUGGACAGCAUAUAUGACGGUAUAUUUUGAGGGAGAAUUGCAGUCCAGCACCACAUGGACUACACCAUUGACUGCAGGUGCCAUGAAUUCUACAACUGGAGAGCCUCAUCAUGACCCUCUUGGCAUGCAAGGAGGAACUGCUGCUGCCGGAUCCUCUGGUGAUCCCACCACCCAGUCCUCCCCACACAAUGAAAAAGUUUAACUUUUCCUUGAUCCCACUGUGAUAUAGUUUUUUUAUGUUUAGGUUGGCUGAUUGUAAAUAUGUGUUAUGUUGGUUGAGCUAUUAUUAAGAAUGAUGCAAACUGAAGUACAAGAACCCCAAAUAGAUGGUUGUGUCGAAUGGGAUAUUUGAACUUGAUGUUAAUAAUGUUUUUUAGUGUAU
Rubroshorea leprosula is the source of this 1656-nucleotide messenger RNA. The record is from the annotation of a GenBank genome assembly. Lineage: Eukaryota; Viridiplantae; Streptophyta; Magnoliopsida; Malvales; Dipterocarpaceae.